Messenger RNA from Gamsiella multidivaricata, 1184 nucleotides. RefSeq lists its product as uncharacterized. Lineage: Eukaryota; Fungi; Mortierellomycota; Mortierellomycetes; Mortierellales; Mortierellaceae. The record is from RefSeq and is a predicted model, not a curated record. The coding region runs from base 83 to 1099 and encodes 338 amino acids. The transcript has 3 exons. Gene Ontology annotation, molecular function: protein binding.
UCCGCACACAUUCCUCCACAGCAAACUCUCUGCCAGCACCUAAACUGCCGCCAUCUGAAUACCUUUCCUCAGACCUCGGCUCAUGAGCUCCAUUCAGUCACGAUGGUUCCAUGCUUCAACACUCGUUAAUAGCACCCUGUAUAUCACAGGGGGAACUCAGCGGGAUAAUGCCGGAGCGACAUCGAUCUCAGACGAAUGCCUUGCGCUUGACCUGAGCCAGCCGUGGUCAAUAGAGAAACCAUUGUUCAUGACUAUGCCUCGUCUGAGUAUGCCCCUCAGUGGACAUUCUAUGAACAAAGUCCCAGGAUCAACGCAGCUGCUUGUUGCUGGAGGGGAAUCGACUGCCAACUUGACCAUCUUCCCCAUCCUGCUCUUUGAAACCUCCGGGGGCAGUAUGCAGAACAUCGCUGAUGGCACUUGGAUCUCCCCCACAAAACCUGCCAACAUUGCUGCAUCUCCAUAUCGAUUGUACCCCGCAUCUAUCACCACGGGCAAGGAUGGAGUGCUCCUACAUGGUGGCUAUCCAACCACGGCGGUUGUCAAUGCCACGGUCCUUUCAUCAUUGGUCACACUAAAGCCUAGCAAUAACUUUGCGCCCAAAUACUCUGCACCUGUGUCGAUGGCACUCAAUUCACCAGCGCUCGCAAGACAUACCAUGACCCUGAUGCCCGAUGGGCGUGCCAUCAUCCUUGGUGGAACAACUUCGCAGAAUGUGCUGACGAACCUCUCCAUGGCCUACGUUAUGGAUACUCAGGCUAGUAAUGCAUCGUGGAACAUAGUUUCACUCUCGGGGAAGCCACCAGAUCCGCGCGUGGCCUUUUCGACAGUUCUGGUCAACACAACCACGUUGCUUCUGUAUGGCGGAACAUCAGAUUUCAAGUCAGCAUUCUGGGUUACUUUCUAUCUGGAUCUACCCACGAUGGCCUGGUCCUCACCCAUGGCCCAGGGUAGGGCUCCUCGGCGAUGGGGCCACACCGCAACCAUGGCCGGAAGUACCAUGGUAGUUGCCUUUGGGAUAUUUAUAAAAGCAAUAACGACAAAUCCCAGCAAACUAGCCGUUAUUGGGAUGUUUGGGCAUGUGUGUAUUGAUAAAUCAUGAUUGACAUGAGACGUCUACGCAUGAUAUAUAAACCAUUUGCCUUAUUACGCCUACUCAUGGCUUUUGUCAUCGAUAACAUUAUUUU